AUAUAUAUAUUUGGAUUGGAUAUACAAAUUAUAUACAUAGACUCGAUAAGGAUAUUCCGUCGUGGCACAGAACAGGAAAAUGCCAACCAUAACCGAGGAUUGCAUCGAUGGCUUUCAACAGUAUUAUUCGCGGCCGCCGGAGAUGCCCAAGAAGAAAUCCAUCAAGCAGAUGAUCUACGACGACGAGGAGAACUCGUACUUUGGCAGGACUAUCGAGAGCUGGGCUAAGAUCGGCAUAUUCUAUAUAAUUUUCUAUGGCGUGCUCGCCGCCUUGGUGGCCAUAUGCAUGUGGGCCUUCUUUCUAACUCUGGAUCCGCGCAUACCCAAAUGGAAAUUGGAAAGCUCCAUCAUUGGCACAAAUCCAGGUCUUGGCUUUCGUCCACUGCCGCCCGUUGACAAUGUGGAGAGCACUUUGAUCUGGUACAAGGGCACUCAGUAUGAGAACUACAAGCAUUGGACGGAUUCUCUUGAUGAAUUUCUGGAGGUGUACAAGGUCCCUGGCUUGACACCAGGACGUGGCCAGAACAUCUACAAUUGCGACUACAAUCAGCCCCCACCGAGAGGUCAGGUGUGCGAUGUGGACAUCAAAGCCUGGGCGCCCUGCACCAAGGAGAACAACUACAGCUACCACAAGAGCUCGCCGUGCAUUUUCCUCAAGUUGAACAAAAUCUACGACUGGAGGCCAGAUUUCUACAACAACUCACAGACCCUGCCCGCAGAUAUGCCCAGCAGUCUGAAGAACCACAUAUCUGAAUUGGAGAAGACAGAUCCAAUCAAGCUAAACACGAUUUGGGUAUCCUGUGAGGGUGAGAAUCCUGCUGAUCAGGAGAAUAUUGGCGUUGUCAAAUACUAUCCAAUUCGCGGCUUUCCCGGCUAUUUCUAUCCCUAUCAAAACUCCGAGGGCUAUCUAAGCCCCCUUGUCGCAGUUCACUUUGAGCGCCCCAAGAGUGGCAUCAUCAUCAAUGUCGAGUGCAAGGCCUGGGCACGCAACAUCAAGCAUGAUCGCAAGGACAGAAUUGGAUCGGUUCACUACGAGCUAUUGAUUGACUAAUUGGCUCGAUGAACUAUAUAUAUAUAUAUACAUAUAUAUAGCAAGUAAUAGACGUUCGCUUGUCUAAUGUAGGAGGAAAGACAACAACAACAAAAAAGAACACCAAAACGAAGUUUUUUCCUAAGAAAUCAUAAAACAACAAAGAAAAGUAUAUUCUACCACAACAAAUUACACCGAAAUGAAAAUUAAAGUUAAACAGAGUUAAAUAUAACAGUAAACAUUUUUGGAUACAAGACCAUUUUUGAAUGUAGCUUCUUCUUAUACAAUAUAAAUAAAAAAUAAAACAAA
Drosophila navojoa is the source of this 1339-nucleotide messenger RNA. RefSeq names its product sodium/potassium-transporting ATPase subunit beta-2 (gene nrv2). Gene Ontology annotation, molecular function: ATPase activator activity. Gene Ontology annotation, biological process: intracellular sodium ion homeostasis; intracellular potassium ion homeostasis; sodium ion export across plasma membrane. Lineage: Eukaryota; Metazoa; Arthropoda; Insecta; Diptera; Drosophilidae. Gene Ontology annotation, cellular component: sodium:potassium-exchanging ATPase complex. The record is from RefSeq and is a predicted model, not a curated record.